UUUUCUGGACUAUUCCCUUUGCUUAUUUAUAGGUAAGCUCAGUGCCAUCUCGACAGUAUUGAGAGAAUGGCAAAAUCGCCAGAAGAAGAACACCCACAAAAGGUUUUUGGUUGGGCUGCCAGAGAUUCUUCUGGGGUUCUUUCUCCUUUUCAUUUCUCCAGAAGGGAAAAUGGUGAAGAGGAUGUCACGAUAAAGAUACUUUACUGCGGGGUUUGCCACUCUGACUUGCAUACUGUGAAGAAUGAUUGGGGGUUCACAAGGUUUCCUGUUGUUCCCGGGCAUGAAAUUGUUGGUGUUGUGACCAAAACUGGGAAGAAUGUGAAGAAAUUCAAAGUGGGUGACCGAGUUGGAGUUGGGGUCCUAGUGGGCUCCUGCAAGAAAUGUGACAGUUGCCAACAGGACUUGGAAAAUUACUGUCCUCAAGUGAUAUUUACCUAUAACUCCCUUUAUCAUGAUGGGACAAGAACUUAUGGUGGUUAUUCUGAUGCUGUGGUUGUUGAGGAACGCUAUGUGCUCCGCUUUCCUGAUAAUUUACCCCCUGAUGCUGGUGCUCCACUUCUGUGUGCUGGGAUCACAGUAUACAGCCCUAUGAAAUAUUAUGGAAUGACUGAGCCUGGCAAGCAUUUGGGUGUUGCAGGACUUGGUGGGCUUGGUCAUGUUGCGGUGAAAUUUGGUAAGGCCUUUGGGUUGAGAGUUACUGUCAUUAGUACUUCCCCAAAAAAAGAGGAUGAAGCAAUCAACAGACUUGGGGCUGAUGCUUUUCUUGUUUCUACUGACCCUGCAAAACUGAAGGCGGCUAUGGGUACUAUGGAUUACAUCAUUGACACUGUGUCUGCAGUUCACCCUCUGGCUCCGCUUCUUGGUCUACUGAAGGUGAAUGGGAAGCUAGUCACUCUCGGUUUGCCUGAGAAGCCCCUAGAGCUGCCUAUCUUUCCUUUAGUUUUGGGGCGUAAACUUGUUGGAGGAAGUGAUGUAGGGGGGAUGAAAGAGACACAAGAGAUGCUAGAUUUCUGUGCAGAGCAUGGUAUUGCUUCAGACAUUGAGCUGAUCAGAAUGGAAGAUGUCAACAAGGCGAUGGAAAGGCUUGCCAAAUCUGAUGUGAGGUACCGAUUUGUUAUUGAUGUGGCAAACUCCUUGUCGCAGUAGAUUAGUCGGUGUGCCUUGGCUGCUAGACACCCUUGAACUGAGGUGUGAAUAUCAGAAUAAGUUUCGGAUCUGUGAUCUAAUGGUACUUUGAGGGCAAAACAUAUAGAAUACUAUUGAGUUGGACAUGUAGCAUCCGCCGUUGAACUUUUUCUAUGCUAUAUGGCAUCUAUUCCCCUUUCCGCAUU
Messenger RNA from Juglans microcarpa x Juglans regia, 1331 nucleotides. RefSeq names its product probable cinnamyl alcohol dehydrogenase 9. Bases 67 to 1146 code for a protein of 359 amino acids. The record is from RefSeq and is a predicted model, not a curated record. Gene Ontology annotation, molecular function: zinc ion binding; cinnamyl-alcohol dehydrogenase activity. The transcript is spliced from 5 exons. Gene Ontology annotation, biological process: lignin biosynthetic process. NCBI's taxonomy places the organism in Eukaryota, Viridiplantae, Streptophyta, Magnoliopsida, Fagales, Juglandaceae.